Darwinula stevensoni is the source of this 2366-nucleotide messenger RNA. NCBI's taxonomy places the organism in Eukaryota, Metazoa, Arthropoda, Ostracoda, Podocopida, Darwinulidae. The record is from the annotation of a GenBank genome assembly.
AUGGAUUGUAUAGCUGGUCAUCAAAGGCUGGAAAGUCAUGGUGCUAGGCCCCGCUUGGAUGGUGGGUUGGGGCCUCGAGGUCCCAUCUCCAAUGGGCCUCUUCAUGCCCGCCCACUUGUGGCCCUCCUUGACGGUAGAGACUGCUCCAUCGAAAUGCCAUUUCUAAAAGACGUGGCCACUGUUGCAUUCUGUGAUGCCCAGAGCACCUCAGAAAUCCAUGAGAAGGUGUUGAAUGAAGCUGUUGGAGCUUUGAUGUGGCACACCAUUACGCUUCACAAGGAAGACCUGGAAAAGUUCAAAGCCUUGAGGAUCAUUGUCAGGAUUGGAAGUGGUGUAGACAACAUUGAUGUUAAAGCUGCAGGGGAAUUAGGCAUUGCUGUCUGCAAUGUUCCUGGAUAUGGUGUGGAGGAAGUGGCUGACACGACCAUGUGUCUCAUUCUAAAUCUGUAUCGGCGAACCUAUUGGCUAGCCAACAUGGUAAAAGAGGGGAAGAAGUUCACAGGACCUGAACAAGUGAGGGAAGCUGCAGCUGGUUGUGCUCGCAUUCGUGGAGAUACGCUUGGCAUUGUUGGUCUUGGGAGGAUAGGGUCGGCAGUUGCCCUGAGGGCCAAAGCAUUUGGGUUCAAUGUGACUUUCUAUGAUCCCUAUCUUCCUGAUGGUAUUGAGAAGAGCUUGGGGCUCACUCGUGUCUACACCCUUCAGGAACUACUGUUCCAGUCAGACUGUGUGUCCCUCCAUUGUACCCUGAAUGAACAUAACCAUCACCUGAUCAAUGACUCCACCAUCAAACAGAUGAGGCCUGGUGCAUUCCUGGUGAACACAGCUCGAGGAGGGCUUGUAGAUGAGGCAGCUUUGGCUUCUGCCCUGAAGGAAGGUCGGAUCAGGGCAGCUGCACUUGAUGUCCAUGAGAGUGAACCUUACAAUAUCAAUCAAGGACCUCUGAAAGAUGCACCAAAUCUUCUGGCCACACCUCAUGCUGCAUUCUUCUCUGAUGCUGCCAUCACAGAACUCAGAGAAAUGGCUGCCAAUGAAAUUCGUCGUGCUAUUGUUGGACGAAUCCCUGAUUCCCUUCGCAACUGUGUCAACAAAGAGUAUUUCAUGCCUGGAGGUCCAUAUGGAGAUGCACUGAAUGGGGCAUCAGCAGCAGCAGCAGCUUCAGCAUUCCUCAAUCCUCCCCUGAGCUUGGCUGCUCAUUCCACAACACACCCGGGAGCGAUGGCAAUGCCUGAAACAGAUCGAGAUCGAGUGUUGAGCAGUGUUCCGACGAGUCUCUCGACGGCAGUACCUCCUCCACAAGCUCCAGCCCCUCCGCCUCCACAGCCAACCCAGCCUCCUCACUCUGUAGCAGCCGCUGCCGCUGCGGCUGCCGCCGCCGCUGCCGCCCAAGGCCAACAACUUCCGCUUAACCCGCAUCUGCAGCCUCAUAGCACGCAGGAAACUUCGAAUCACAUCACGUCGAAGGCAGAGCCAUCGGAAGUUCAUUAGCGAGCGGGACGUGGCCGUGGUGUUCUUGGGGGAAGAGUGUCUGUCCCUUUGUCUGAUUGCAUGAGUGGGAAGAGAGUUGAAUUUGGGGGAGAGAGAGAGAGAAUGAGAAAAAGCAUCAUCUGGAAUGUGUGCAAUAGGCCUUGGGACAGGACAUUGUGAGAACGAACGUGAAACAGACAAAAAAAUUUUUUACGGAAUCACAGUGGAAGGAGAGAAGGACGUCUCAAGAUACUCAGCUCAGGAGUGACAGGGGAAAAGGAAAAUAUUGCUGCAGAAAAGAGAAAAAAAUCACGAUUGUGAAACUGUGGACGAUGAAACAGAUACUGCAACAAAAAAAAAUGUUCUCAAGCUUCACGAUUGUCAUCCAUCAUCUUCAUUCGCGACGAUCCUCUGUCCAUCUCAAUGAUCCUUGUCCAUCUCGACUGUCCCUCCUCGUUCUCGCUCUCCCUUCUCGCCUGUUCCCGUCUCCUUCUGCUGUACCCCUCUCGUCUUGACUGGAAACUACAUCUGAUUUUUCUAUUUUUAUUUUUUUGAAGUGGAAAAAAAGUGACAAAUUCUAGUGGUUGUCCCAUUUUUGGAAUGUAAUCAUGGCCGAAACAGUGAUUCUCUUUUUUUUUUGUCUCUUUCUUGUACUCUGGUGGAUUGCUGUCUCCAUCAUAGUACAAUGUGUUUGUCAAUUCUUGUGUUAGAUAUUAGUAAAAAGGAGGAAAGACAAACACCACGCGUGAAUUUCAUUUCGUCCCCAGUUCGAGCAUGCCUUUCCUUGCAUGAAACCUGAGGGAUUCGAGAAUUUUCACAUUUUGUCUUUGUUAUCGGUCGAUGUUGUCAAACUUCCCAGGGGGGACCAUUUGGCUGAUUUUUUGCACGCAUGAAAAUCCGGC